Molecule: messenger RNA, 2103 nt
Organism: Plasmodium gallinaceum
Lineage: Eukaryota; Apicomplexa; Aconoidasida; Haemosporida; Plasmodiidae
Gene: DH60
Product: DNA helicase 60, putative
Exons: 1
Coding region: 1-2103 (700 amino acids)
Molecular function (GO): RNA helicase activity; RNA binding; ATP binding
Source: RefSeq, a predicted model, not a curated record
AUGAGAAACAUAUUGAAGCUGAAGUCAAUCAAAUGUAGUACUAAUGGGAAAUAUUUUUUUUCAAAGAAUUUUUUAUUCAUAAAAAAUAGAUCGUCAAAAUUUAAUACUUCAAUCAAAAAACUAGGAAACAAUAUAAUUAAUAAUGAAGAAAAUGUAAUUAAAAAUAGACAAUCAGUAAGUAAUAUAAUGAGCAAAAGUAUAUUUACUGAAAAUAAAAUUAAAAAUGAUAUUAAUGAUGAUUAUCCUUUAAAAAACAAUUUAAAUGAUGUAGAUGAAAAUUCUGAUAAUUAUUUAAAUGAAAAUUUUGAAAAUGAUUUAAAAGAAGAUUUUACUGGAAAUACACAAGGAAGGAAAAUUAAUGAGUAUGAUAACAUAAGUGAUAAUUUCAAAAAUGAUGAUUUAUUAGAAGAAAAUUUUAAUAGUGACAAUUUAAAUGAAAAUUUUAAAAAUUACAAAAAUUUUGAUAGAAAUGAAAUAAAAAAAAGUCACAUUGGUGAAAAUGGAUUUAUUAAUAACAAAAAUAGAAAGUACAAUAAUUAUGAAAAAAAUAGAAAAAGAUAUAACAAUUCAUAUAAAGAUGAUGAUGAUCAAAUAUCAAAUUAUUCUAGAAAUUUAAAUAAUUCUGAUAGAUAUUCAAAUUUAGGAAGUAAUUUAAAAGAUAUUGAAUGGAAUAAGAUAAAAGUUAAUAUAGAAAGAAAAAAUUUAUACAAUAAUAAUAAAUUAAAGAAUUUAUCAAAUGAAGAAUUGCAGAAUGAACUAAAAAAAAAUAAUAUAUUUGUGAAUAAAGAUUUAUCAAUCAACAAUUUUAUUACGAAAUUUUCUGAUUUAAAUUUUCAUGAAUCCAUAUUAAAUUAUUUAAAUAGUAAAUUUAAUGAGCCAACAGCUAUACAAAAAAUUACAUGGCCAAUAGCUUUAUCAGGAAAGGAUUUGAUUGGUGUUGCUGAAACGGGAAGUGGUAAAACUUUAGCAUAUGUUUUACCAUGUCUUAUGCAUAUAAUGAAACACAAACAAAUGGAGAUAAACAAACAAAAUUUAGAUUCGAAGGAGAAUGGAAUAGAAGAAGAAAGAGAAGAAUGUCAUACUUCAGAGAUCAAUAAAAAUGAUGUAAAUAAUUAUUUAGAAAAUGAUAUGAAAAGUGAAUAUGAGGAAAAUAACACCUACGGUUUAAUAUUAUUGCCAACAAGAGAAUUAUGUAUGCAAGUACUAGAUGAGAUAAAAAUUUUUGAGAAAACUUUAAAUUUAAAAAGUGUUGCAAUAUAUGGAGGAGUACCAAAGUAUUUUCAAAUUAAUAAUUUAAAGAAGGGAGCAGAUAUAAUUGUUGCUACACCAGGAAGACUUUUAGAUUUUUUAGAAAAUGGAAUAAUUAAUUUAUUAAAAAGUAUUUAUGUUGUUAUUGAUGAAGCGGAUAGAUUACUAGAUAUGGGUUUUGAGAAACAACUAAGAAAAAUAAUGACACAAGUUAAUAGAAAUAAACAAUUAUUAUUUUUGACAGCCACAUGGCCUGAACAAGUCAGGAAAUUAGCUUAUGACUUUUGUUCAUAUGACCCAAUAAAAAUUCAAAUUGGUAAAAAUGAACUGACAGCAAAUAAAAAUAUUGAACAGAAUGUAAUUAUUAGUCCAUCAAUUGAUAUGAAAAAAAAGUUACUAGAUUGGUUAAAAGAAAAUUAUGAAAACAAUAAAAUAUUAAUAUUUUGUGAUACGAAAAGAAAUUGUGAUAAUUUAUGUAAAGAAUUACGAUAUCAUCAAUACAAUGCAUUAUCCAUUCAUGGUGAUAAGCAGCAAAGAGAGAGAGAUAGAAUAUUAAAUAAUUACAAAAGUGAUAGAUGCAAUAUAUUAGUUGCAACUGAUGUAGCUUCAAGAGGAUUAGAUAUUAAAAAUAUUUCCAUUGUUAUUAAUUAUGAUGUUCCAAAUACCAUAGAAGAUUAUAUACAUAGAAUUGGAAGAACUGGAAGGGCUGGAAAAAAGGGAAAAUCAAUUUUAUUUUUUUCUUAUGAUUAUUACGUACCUCAAAAACUAAAGUUCGCAAAAGAACUAAUUAAAUUAUUAAAUAAAACUAAUCAACCAAUACCCAAUCAACUGAAAGAAAUAGCAUAUUCUCGAUAA